AUGCACAACAACGUUGCCCAAACAUCGCAAGCAACUUCAACCAAUCAGCAGUACAACUCUUCUAUGAUAAGUAACUACCGAUACGGGCCAGCCCAACAAAGCUACAGUGCGCCGAACUCAGAGAGCCAUUACGGUCAGAAGCAGCAAUUAUCUGGUGCUUAUUCGAGUUCUGGCCUAGGGCACACUCGAAGUAGCUACUUGAGCAGCAGCACCGCUCAAACAACCCAAGCAACUCCAGUGCAGCAGCCGUACGACUCUCCAAAGAUCAGCAGCUACAGCGGAACAGCCCAACAAAGCUAUAGCGUACCGAGCUCAGAGAGCCAUUACGGUCAGCCCCAAGACUAUUCGAGUUCUAGUCAAGGGUACAUUCGUGGUAGUGACGUAAGCAGCAGCACUGUUCCAACAACCCAAGCAGGUCCAGUCCAACAGCCGUAUAACUCACCAAAGACAAGCAGCUACAGUUAUGGUACAGCCCAACGAAGUUACAGCGCAUCGAGCUCAAAGAGCCGCUACGGGCAAAAGCAGCAAUCAUCUGAUGCUUAUUCGAGUUCUGGCCUAGGGUACACUCGCAGUAGCUACCUGAGCACAACUACCGCUCAGACAACACAAGCAGCUCCAGUUCAGCAGCCGUACAACUCUCCAAAGAUACGCAGCUACAGCGGAACAGCUCAACAAAGUUACAGUGCACCGAGCUCAGAGAGCCAUUACGGUCAGAAGCAGCAAUCAUCUUAUGCUUACUCGAGCUCUGACCAAGGAUACGCAUCAAGUAGCGGCUUGAGCGGCAGCACCACUCAAACAACUCCAGCAGCUCCAGCUCAGCAGCCGUACAGCUCUGCAAGGAUAAGCAGCUACCGAUCCGGACCAGAACAACGAAGCUAUAGCGCACCGAACUCAGACAGCUCUUACGGUCAGAAGCAGCAAACAUCCAAUGUCUAUUCGAGUUCUGGUCAAGGAUACGCAUCAAAUAGCGGUUCAAGUAGUAGCAUCGCUCAAACAACCGAAGCAACCCCAGUUCAGCAACAGUAUAACUCUCUAAAGAUAAGCAGCCACCGGUACGGGCCAGCCCAACGAAGCUACAAUGCACUGAGCUCAGAGGGUCAUUACGGUCAGCCUCAAAUCUAUUCAAGUUCUAGUCGAGGGUACAUUCGUAGUAACGACGUGAGCAGCAGCACUGCUCCAACAACCCAAGCAACUUCAGUCCAACAGCCGUACAACUCUCCAAAAAUAAGCAGCUAUGGCAGAAUAGCUCAACAAAGCUAUGGUGCCCCAAGCUCAGAGAGCCCUUACGGUCACAAUCAGCAAACAUCCGAUGUUUAUUCGAGUUCUAGCAAAGGGUACACUCAAAGUAGCAACUACGUCUUGAGAUCACCUCCAGCUGAACAAGCAGCAGUUGAACAAAGUUCCACGCACACUCCGAAAGACUCCUACAAGGUCCCUUACAUAAGUUAUUCCCAACGAACUCAGGAAUAUGGACACCCUUCUGAAGCAUCUUACGCCCGAAAUACCCAAAUGCAAACCUCUCCGCCACCCUCCAAUUACAAAACUAUGAACGAGCCAUCACCCAGAGCUUAUGCCAGGCCAGCACUUUCCUCUUAUGCUCUCCCAUGA
This is a messenger RNA of Haemonchus placei, 1608 nucleotides long. NCBI's taxonomy places the organism in Eukaryota, Metazoa, Nematoda, Chromadorea, Rhabditida, Trichostrongylidae. The record is from the annotation of a GenBank genome assembly.